CAGCUCCUAGCAGCCCCUGCAUAUUUUCUUUCUUUAUUUUUUUUAAAAAGCCUCACCCUUCUAGGCUCCUUGGCUCAAGCCCCUCUUCCCCUUUCCUUUUCCGCCAUGAAGAUCAAAAUAGCAGCCCUUUUAGCUGCAAUUUUGGGAGUCCUCGGCGUCUUCCUUUUUCUAGUAGCCUUUGGAACCGAUUACUGGCUGCUGGUGACGGAAAAGUGUGGAGGAUUUGAAGCGAAGAACAACUCCUCUGAAGAGGAUGGGAAGCAAAUCUGGAAAGACGGCGGUAAAGGGAUCCUGACCUUCCAUCAUGAAGGCUUCUUUUGGAGAUGCUGGUUCUUUGGUGAAGAUUACAGAGAGACCAUAUGGAACUUCUGGUUUACCAGCCAAGCCCACCCUAAGCACUGUAUGAACGCCUACCUGUUUCCAAUGCCUAUUGUGUUUGGGCCUCAUCCUCAUCCCUCCUAUGACGCAACUGCAGUGUACAGGGGAUUCUGGACGGCGCUGAUAGUCCUGGCCAUCACUGCCAGCCUUGUAGGUGUGUUUUUGUUGGUGUGCGGUGUGCCCUUUGUCAAUGCGAGAUUCUAUAAAGUCGGAGGUGGAUUUCUUAUGGCUGCUGGAUGUUUAUUUACCCUGCUCAUAUUUAUGUUUGUGGUGUGGAAAGAAUUUGCUGCCGAUCUCCGUAAAUACAUACUACUGGAAAGAAGCGAAAGGUGCUCAGAUGACACCCCUCUGUCUGUCUAUUACGGCUGGUCUUUCAUGUUUGCGGCUGCUGGGAUCCCAUUAGUGCUCCUGUCCGGUCUUCUCUUCUAUCUGGUUGGACACAGCAUCCUGAAGGAGCUCGAGUAAAGGGAAGGAGGUCGCACCUUAGCUACCGCCUAGGAAGGAGAACUGUCUUCUUACUUAUUUAUUUCUAGAACGCGUGAUAUUGUGCCAGGGGUAUUAAGUGAUGCUGUGGAAUCUCCCAAGUGGCAAAUAGUAGAUUAAACACACAGAUUCUAAUAUU
Molecule: messenger RNA, 1000 nt
Organism: Ahaetulla prasina
Lineage: Eukaryota; Metazoa; Chordata; Lepidosauria; Squamata; Colubridae
Product: transmembrane protein 182-like
Exons: 5
Coding region: 106-843 (245 amino acids)
Cellular component (GO): membrane
Source: RefSeq, a predicted model, not a curated record